AUGGCUGAAGAAUUCGACAACGUCGACUUCCUGUCACAAGAAGCAGCGGUUGAGCGGCCGUCCGGCCCCCAGCGAACAGCAAGUCCCGCCACUACAAAUACGCCCGCAAAAGUCGUUCAGCCAAAGCCACAAGCCCUGCCUGGAAGACAAGGGCCGUCGGCAAUCCUGGUGUCAACUCGACAAAAGGGCAAUCCUAUCCUGAAACAUGUCACGCAGCUGCCGUGGGAAUACUCGGACAUACCAUGCGACUACGUGCUCGGUGCGACGACGUGCGCAUUGUUCCUGUCUCUGAAAUACCAUCGCUUGCACCCGGAAUACAUCUAUAGCCGCAUUCGCCAGCUGGGAAAGCUCUACAAUCUCCGCAUCCUGUUGACCAUGGUCGACAUCACGAAUCACGAGGAGGCCCUUAAAGAGCUAUCGAAGACCUCGAUGAUCAAUAACCUGACGUUGAUUCUGUGCUGGUCCUCUCAAGAAGCGGGCCGCUACCUAGAACUCUUCAAGUCGUACGAGCACGCCUCAUCCGCAUCGAUUCGAGCCCACCAGGCAGAGACGUACCAGGAGAGUCUGACAGAGUUUGUUACGACGCCACGAAACAUCAACAAGACCGACGCUGCCAGUCUGAUCAUGAACUUUGGAUCUCUUCGAGCAGCUGUCAACGCGGAACCAGAAGAACUGGCUCUGGUGCCAGGCUGGGGCGAGAAGAAAGUCAAGGCUUGGUACACCACUGUACGAGAGCCAUUCCGCGUGAGAAGAGCGGCCAAGUCUAAUGUAACACUACUGAGACAAGAGACUUCCAUGUUCUCUGAGGAAGCCAGCACUCCAGAGUCGAGGCCAGGAAGCGGACAAACGCCCAUCCCUAUUGGCUCCGUACCUAGUCUCAGCAGACAAGGCUCGGCUGCUGUUCCGAUGCAGAAUUCAACCGAGGCGGGCCCCAGCCAUAAGCGUCCUCGUCUGGAAGAAGUUACCAUGGAUGAUCUGGACGAGGAGGAAGAAGCUGCGCUCCUUGCCCUCGCUGACGUGGAAGCUGCAAAAUCAGCGUCACAAACUUCGCGGCCCGCCCAGCCACAAGCUCACAAAGAACCAGAGUUGAGCGCCGGUGUUGCGGCUGCACUCGCCAAACUUCGACAAAAUGGGUGA
This is a messenger RNA of Fonsecaea nubica, 1137 nucleotides long. RefSeq lists its product as hypothetical. Bases 1 to 1137 code for a protein of 378 amino acids. Gene Ontology annotation, cellular component: nucleus; ERCC4-ERCC1 complex; nucleotide-excision repair factor 1 complex. Gene Ontology annotation, molecular function: damaged DNA binding; single-stranded DNA binding. The record is from RefSeq and is a predicted model, not a curated record. Gene Ontology annotation, biological process: meiotic mismatch repair; mitotic recombination; UV-damage excision repair. NCBI's taxonomy places the organism in Eukaryota, Fungi, Ascomycota, Eurotiomycetes, Chaetothyriales, Herpotrichiellaceae. The transcript has a single exon.